AUGUUGCUUGUUUUUGCAUUUGCACUUCUCCUGGGAGAAGCCUUAACUGAAGAUGUUACCGUGAACAUGAAGGUAACGAAGCAUUACUCCGGGCACUUUGAGGGCCACUUCGUCUACACACCAAAGCAUGGCAUCAAGGGCUGGGAACUGAAGAUUCACUUCUCUGUGCCUGUCCACAAUAUACGGCAAUGGGAUGGGGAUUGGAUCCAGAAGGAUCCGCACGGAGAACACUUUGUCAUGGUAAAUGAGAAGUCGAAUGGUAUUCUCCCUGCCGGUCAACCCCUGGAUAUCAGAAUAUUGGGAGAGUUUUCCGGAAGUGAAGUACCCAAGGGCACCGGCGUCUUCGUUGACCUCUCCCACGACAGCCAGACGUUGCCACCCCUGCCACACCACACGGGACAAGCCACAAAGUACAACUACGACGAGGUCCUGAUGAAGUCAAUAUUAUUCUACGAUGCACAAAGAUCUGGUAAACUUCCGGCAAAUAACCCGAUUCCAUGGCGAGGUGACUCCGCCCUCCACGACGGAAAAGAUGUAGGCCACGACCUGACAGGUGGCUGGUAUGACGCCGGUGAUCACGUUAAGUUUGGAUUACCAAUGGCGGCUUCCACAACGUUAUUAGCAUGGGGAUUGCUUCAGUGGAAGGACGCCUAUGAGGCUAGCGGACAGCUUAACCGCAUGUACGACUGCAUCAAAUGGCCACUGGAUUACUUCCUAAAGGCUCACACCGGCACAAAUGAGCUGUAUAUCCAGGUUGGAGAUGGCAGCGCUGAUCACAGCUUUUGGGGCCGCCCAGAAAACAUGACCAUGGCAAGACCCUCCUAUAAGAUCACCACCUCCAAGCCAGGAAGUGACGUAGCCGGAGAAACCGCCGCUGCUUUGGCUGCUGGAUAUCUGGUAUUCAAAACCAAGGAUCAUGCAUACGCCAACAAGCUGCUUUCCCAUGCCAAACAACUGUACGACUUCUCCAAGAACCACAAAGGCAUCUACUCCAAAUCUGUACCGGCUGCUGCCAAAUACUACAAAUCCGCUUCGUACGAGGACGAGGCUGUGUGGGCAGGAUGCUGGCUGUAUUACGCCACUAAUGACGCUAAAUAUCUGGCGGAUGCAGAAAAGCAUCAUCCUGCCAUAGCUGGAGGAGCCUGGGGGCAGUCGUGGGACGAGAAAAAUGCCGGAGCAAAUCUACUCCUUUACAAGUUCACAAAGAAGGAUACAUACAAACAAGACAUCGUUCAGACGUACAAGAGCUGGAUGCCUGGCGGCUCCAUUCAUUACACGCCCAAAGGCUUGGCCUGGAGACUUGAGUGGGGGACCCUGAGAUAUGCUCAAAACAUGGCUAUGAUUGCCCUGAUGGCAGCUGACUACGGCAUUAACCCCACAUCUUACCGGAAGUGGGCCAUGGGUCAGGUUAACUACGCUUUGGGAGACGGCGGGAGGAGUUACGUUGUGGGUUUCGGUAAAAACCCUCCAACAAAACCUCACCACAGAGCAGCCUCCUGCCCGGACAUGCCUGCCACGUGCGGAUGGGAUCACCAGCGGACAAACCAACCCGACCCUCACGUCUUGUAUGGCGCUCUCGUUGGAGGCCCAGGGAAAAACGACGAUUAUGUGGAUGAAAGGACGGACUAUAAGAAGAAUGAGGUAGCCUGCGAUUACAAUGCCGGAUUCCAGUCCGCUGUGGCGGGUCUCAAGCAUCUAGCCGUACACAAUAACUUGCCUCAUUAAUGUCAUCUUUUUCACGAGAAGAACAUGUAGUCGCAGGAUUUCCGUUUUCAAGAAGGAAUAAAACGCAGUUACUUAUCUGGAAC
This is a messenger RNA of Liolophura sinensis, 1808 nucleotides long. Its product is annotated as endoglucanase A-like. The record is from RefSeq and is a predicted model, not a curated record. The transcript is spliced from 11 exons. Gene Ontology annotation, molecular function: hydrolase activity, hydrolyzing O-glycosyl compounds; polysaccharide binding. Gene Ontology annotation, biological process: carbohydrate metabolic process. Lineage: Eukaryota; Metazoa; Mollusca; Polyplacophora; Chitonida; Chitonidae. The coding region runs from base 1 to 1725 and encodes 574 amino acids.